UCUGCAAUGAUGAAGAGGAUCGUGACCCCCCGCCACCCAGGUGCUUCCAAUUAAGCUGUGAGAGAGAGGUGGUUUCUUUUCCUUCGUUCCCGUUCACCUCAGGACCCUUUCCUGUUCGAAUGUCCACCUUUAGACCCCUACCUACAUCAUCUACAGCCUCCUUUUGACACCCCCACCGGCGGGAAACAAGAUCUUCGAACCACCAGAAGUGCGAACGUAUCCGUAACCUCGGAAAAGAGUGUACAUUUCCCCUCUGAAGCAGUGGUAGUCCAUCCAGAUGGACCCGGAUGUCUGCCGGAACUGCGGCCACAGCGGCAAGCACAUUGACUUUGCGGACGCCCGAUGCGCCAUCACGGAACGGGAUGACGCCGAGCGCGACAAGCUCCAGGCCGACGCCGCCCUGGCCCGGGCCCGCGACAUCUGCGAGACGUCGCUCUCGCUCAUGAAGCGGCAAAUGCAGGAGCUCGAGGACGCCAACGAGGCCAUUGACGCACUGCGCGCAGCGCUGGCGGCCGCCGAGGACCGGCGGGAGCGCGUGCGGCGUGACCUCGGCACUCACGGCGACGUGUGCCUGCUCGCACGGUCGAACCUCGAGGCGGCGGAGGAGAUGGCCAUCUCGGCUGCCGGGCGGUACUUUGAGGCCGGAAGGGCGGUGACCGCGUUGGAGGAUCGGGAGCAUUUGCGGAAGCAGUCGCCGAGUAUUCACGUAGAAGAGGCGCCGCCCUUGCCGAUGACUGUGCCUAUGGAAGAGGACGACGAUGCGGAGGAGGAAGCAAGAGAGAAGGAAGACCGGAGGUGGAAGAGGUCGAAUGAGCGGUUUUGCAAGUGGUUGCGGCAGUCUGAGGCGCAGCGGCAGAUUAUGAAGUCGUCGUGGACUAAGCUGAGGGUUGCAGAGAGGUUAGCUGGGGAGAGCGUCAACGUCGACGUCGAUGUUGAUGUAGAUGUCGACGCAGUUGACGACGAAGAAGAUGAAGAGACGGCACGCCGGAAAAGGGUCCAAGCGUGGACUGCAGCACGGAGGCUGACGGACCAGCUUCCACCGGAGGAGGAUCCUACCAUGGAGACGGAGUACCUUGAAUCGGAGCCGACCGAUUCCGCGGAGACGACGGAGGAAUCUUCUGAGCCAUUGGUGUUGGCUCCGGCGCCGACGUCUGCUCCCACUUCCUCCGCCCACAAGACGGGCGUAUCCAAGAGAACGCCGGCACUGAGGACAAGGGCAAAGACUGGCAGAGCUGCGACGACGGCGACCGCGCCUGCACCGCAAGCCCCACAAACUGUGCCGCCAAGCCCGGUAAAAGGACGCAACCUGCGGACUGCUCGAAGGGUGGAAAGCCAGACUCGCUCGGAACCGACGCGGCCGACAACGGCUACGACAACAGCGACAAAGAGGGUCAAGAGGGAGCCGAGAACGACAUCUGCGGUCGUGAUGGGAAAGACGGGAACUACUACCGCUCCUAGCUCAGAUGGUGCCGCCGCCGGCCGGCCGGCUGCGAGGACACGGGCUCGGACUGGGAAGACCCCGGCAGCGCCUACGGUAGCGGCAACGGAAACACCGGCGGCAACACGGCCUCAGAGGGCUACGAGAAGGAGGUCGGUGAGGGCGCAGCCGUACCCUCAACCGGGUGCUCAACCGAGAUGGAAGUGAGGUGUUUCCAUCGAUCUGGCCAUGGUGGAAUGGUGUGGCGGUUGUGUUGAAAUUGUGAAGGCCUUGAGGAGGGGGCCGAUGCCCUCCUCGUCCAUACCCCUCAGAUUGAAUAGUCUCAAUUCAUAGCGUUUCUUUUGUCAAUCUCUGUACUCCAUGAAAUCG
Molecule: messenger RNA, 1807 nt
Organism: Colletotrichum acutatum
Lineage: Eukaryota; Fungi; Ascomycota; Sordariomycetes; Glomerellales; Glomerellaceae
Exons: 2
Coding region: 278-1645 (455 amino acids)
Source: RefSeq, a predicted model, not a curated record